UUGUUUGUUAAAUCAAACUCUAGAGAGAGAAAUUGUAGAGAGAGAAAGCUUCUUGGACUGAAAGAAAAAAAAAGUUAUCAUAGCAUAAAAAAGAAAGGGGGAAAAAAGAAUUCUGUAUUUUCCUUCACGCAAUCACAAUCAGAUUUCUCUUUUGCCAUCCUUUCUGCUUCCUUCCUUCCAAUCGUGUUCUUGUUUCUGUGACCCACUUAAUCUGAAAAUUUCUUGGUUAGAAGAAUCAAUUUGAAUUGGGUGAAGAGGGUUUUGCUUGUUUCUUGGUUUUUCUCACGGGUGCUAUUGGUUUUUCUUGGAGCUUCUGUGAGAGAAGUGGACACAUUUGAUAUAUUUCUAUUGCAUAAACUUGAUUGAAUUGAAUCUUGGUGUAAAUACUUAAACCUUUUUGGGGGAUGGAUGACUUGUUCUUGCAUAUCCGUAAGCUUAUAUGAACGAUGUUCAGUGGACAAAAAGGCGCCACAGCUCUCCACCAUUUGAAACAGAAAUUGCUUGGCGAAUCAUCUUUUUCAACAGGAUCGAUUAAUAAUGUUCCCCCUGAAAUCGAGUUAUCCGAUUACCAACGAGCACCUAGUAAUGGUAGUGAAAGUCCUUCUGGGCUUCUUAAUGGUGAAAGCUUGAAGGUCGAACCAAUUGCUGAUUUAGAUCUCUUCUUUGAGCGGCUUUAUAGCUACUAUUGCGAGAAAGGUCUAUGGUGCAUCAUCAUUAAGUGGAUUGUUGAACUUUUGAGCCUGGCCUUUACCAUAUGUUUUUCGGGAUUUUUCUUAUUAUUUGUCGAUUGGAAUGGUCUUCGAAGUGCAAAAUGUGGGAUGGAUGCAGUCGAAUCCGGGAUUAAACCAUGUGAUCUUGCUAAGGAGGCUCUUCAUCAGCAUCCUUUGACACCUCUAACGCCUUUUAAAGUUGUUAUCCUCGGUUAUUUGGGAAUCACCUUCAUUUACUGGAUCUUUUGCUUUCUAAGGUUCUUUGUACAGCUGAAAGAUACACUAGAAAUCCGCCAAUUCUACAUUAACAGUCUUGGUGUGACUGACAAUGAGAUACAAACUAUGCCAUGGGCAUCCGUUCUUGAGAAGGUUGUUAGAAUUCAAGAUUCACAACAAUUAUGUGUGGUCAAGGAUCUUUCCGCUCAUGAUAUCGUGAUGCGGUUGAUGAGGAAGGAAAACUACUUGAUUGGAAUGCUUAACAAAGGGGUGCUCGCCUUCCCAAUCUCUCCGUGGAUCCCGGGUGCUGGUCCCACCGUUAAGAAAGAUCCAAAUGGUACACGGUAUUGCCUAAUGUUAACGAAGACCCUUGAGUGGACUUUAAAUUGGUGCAUAUUGCAUAGCAUGUUUGAUAGAAACUUCUGUAUUAGAAAGGACUUUGUUCGUGAUCAUGAUACGUUAAAGAAAAGGCUAAUGGUAGUCGGGAUUGCGAUGCUUCUCCUUUCGCCAUUUCUCGUUGUUUUUAUGCUCGUGUAUCUCUUUCUAAGACACGCAGAACAGUUCUAUAAUCAUCCCAGUACAGCUUCUUCUCGACGAUGGUCAAAUCUUUCAAAAUGGAUAUUUAGGGAAUACAAUGAGGUGGAUCAUUUGUUCAAGCACCGGAUAAACAGCAGCGUUACACAUGCUUCGGAUUACCUAAAGCAAUUCCCGUCUCCUAUUCUAUCGAUCAUUGCAAAGUUCGUAUCUUUUGUUUCGGGUGGCUUUGCUGCCAUCUUGAUCAUCAUUGCGUUUCUCGAGGAGUCUCUACUUGAAGGCCAUAUUUUUGGUCGUAAUUUGUUUUGGUACGCAGCUGUGUUUGGGGCUAUAACCGCCAUUAGUCGAGCUGCUGUCUCGGAUGAGCUUCUAGUACUCGAUCCACAUGGGACCAUGGCACUUGUUUUGCAACAUAGCCAUUAUAUGCCUAAAAGAUGGCGUGGGAAAGAAAACACCGAGUUUGUUCGAGUGGAAUUUGAAACUCUUUUUCAGUACACCGGAAAGAUGUUGUUAGAGGAGAUGGCAUCAAUCUUUCUAACUCCGUUCUUGCUUAUCUUUGUAGUUCCGAAGCGAGUUGAUGAUAUCUUGCAGUUCAUUGCGGACUUCACGGUUGAUGUUGAAGGUGUUGGUCAUGUUUGCAGUUUUAGUUUAUUCGACUUCCAAAUGCAUGGUAACAUCAAGUAUGCAUCGCCACAUAACUCGCCACGGAUAUAUAGAAGUUCUCAAGGGAAAAUGGAGAAAUCGUUCUUAAGCUUUCAAAGUAGUUAUCCGUCGUGGGAACCAAAUGCGGACGGAAAGCGGUUUCUUUCGACUCUAAAGACGUUCAAGGAGCAAAAGCUUCAAGAGCAGGGUAUAAGACCAGGUUACAUAAGCCCGAACCGUAUGCAACAAUGGGCUCCUAGUUUACGUGGACAAGGUGACCCAAACAGCUACUUUUCUAGAGAAAAUACGAGCCAGAACGUCUCGAAAAGUGCGUAUCAACUUGAUUGUAUCUGGCUCAUCGAUCCCGUUCACAAGAACCACCCGUACAUUCUCGACUGGUACUACACAUCUUGCCACCAUCAUCAUGACAUUGAAUCAGGGACGGUCGAAGUGGACGAGAAUAUGGCGAACGUGUGGGACCCACCCGACUUAAGACCGAACCAGAACCAGUAUGACGAGAAUUGGGGAAGUUUUUUCGAGGAUCGAGCUGGGAGUAAUCUGGAAGCUUCUACAUCUGCCCCUUUGCUACACAGAAGUGUCCUACAGCAUCAUGAUUCAGGCAGCAUGGGCCAAACGGGUCGUAGCCAUUGGUGGGCCCGGGGCGGAGACGGUGGCGGUUCACGAGCAGUUGGACCUCAGACGAGCUUUCUUGAGCCGCCAAACUUCAACCAUGACGAUUAUGACGGCCACCAUGAUAAUUUCUCAAACCGAAGCUUCGAGGGAGAAGAAGAAGAAGAUCAACAGUUUGAUUGGAGGGCAUCAAACAGGUUAUCGAAAACGUUUUUCAUGGAUGAUGUUGAAGGAGGAGGGAAAUUCGAUCUCCCUUUUGAUGAUAUCUAUGAUCGACAUUCUGAGAGCCCGCCAAGAACCCAUAUGUAGGACGGAAAACGGUCGAAUCUUGGAUUCCGCCAUUUUCGUAAUGUUGGUGUUUCUGGUAUGAAUUUGUGAAUCUGUUGGGAGGGAAGAAAACUCUUUGGACAUUCUUUGAUUGUAUAUAAGUUGGAUUAGAAACAAUUGAAAAGUUUGGGUGAAAGGUGAUUAAAGGGUACAGAAUCACCUUAAAACUAGAUGAUGUAAACAAGAAAUCACUUAACCAUCUCAUGAUUUGUUUAGGAUAUAUCUGUAUUAUACCU
Molecule: messenger RNA, 3295 nt
Organism: Cynara cardunculus var. scolymus (artichoke)
Lineage: Eukaryota; Viridiplantae; Streptophyta; Magnoliopsida; Asterales; Asteraceae
Product: autophagy-related protein 9
Exons: 12
Coding region: 447-3041 (864 amino acids)
Biological process (GO): autophagy of mitochondrion; protein localization to phagophore assembly site
Cellular component (GO): autophagosome; phagophore assembly site
Source: RefSeq, a predicted model, not a curated record